Ambispora gerdemannii is the source of this 364-nucleotide messenger RNA. NCBI's taxonomy places the organism in Eukaryota, Fungi, Glomeromycota, Glomeromycetes, Archaeosporales, Ambisporaceae. The record is from the annotation of a GenBank genome assembly.
AUGACUCCAGAGCCCGGAAUAUUUAUCGACCAAAAAAUUAUAUUAUUUGACAGUAAGGACUUUGGCAUUAACAAGACCAAUGCUUUUUCCUUAGAUCUUUCUGUAAGUUGGACCACAUCAGAACCAGCAUUCGACAAAAUUGGUGGUCCAUUAAAUGAGUUGACGUUUCGCCGUACUACUUUUAGUGCGCUUAAAAAAAACAAUCGUUCGUUAAUAUAUGCUUUUGGUGGAUUAAUUCCGUCCAGUGAAAGUAAUUGGAAUCGAGGAACUUACGUAGACGAUUUUUAUCAAAUUGAUGUAACGUCUUAUCCAAUUUCAAUUUCGUCUGUUAUAUCCGGAGAUAUUAGACCAAGCGUGCGAUGCG